Molecule: messenger RNA, 3179 nt
Organism: Osmerus eperlanus (European smelt)
Lineage: Eukaryota; Metazoa; Chordata; Actinopteri; Osmeriformes; Osmeridae
Gene: grm6a
Product: glutamate receptor, metabotropic 6a
Exons: 11
Coding region: 436-3174 (912 amino acids)
Biological process (GO): regulation of synaptic transmission, glutamatergic; G protein-coupled glutamate receptor signaling pathway
Cellular component (GO): plasma membrane
Molecular function (GO): adenylate cyclase inhibiting G protein-coupled glutamate receptor activity
Source: RefSeq, a predicted model, not a curated record
UGAGUGAGAGUGUGUGUGUGUGAGAGAGAGAGAGAGAGAGAGAGAGAGAGAGAGAGAGAGAGAGAGAGAGAGAGAGGGAGAGAGAGAGAGAGAAAAAAAAAGAGAGAGAGAGGAUGGAAAAACUAGGCUUUAUUGAUAUUUGAUAAUAAUUUGAAGAGUCACAGUUGUGGUAUGCUGCAUAUUUUACGGAGAAUCGAAAGCCAAUGAUGACAAUGGAAUCCAAUAAAUGGCAAGUUUGAUCACAAAAAUGACAGGGAAAUCUAAUUUAAGCAUCUGUUUUAAAUGACCUUAAAAUGUCAGAUUUUUGGCAGAUUUUUGGAACAGAUCAUGUUUUCCAUGUGUUCUUGCGUGAAGCAAGUUCGUGAAACAGGUCUAUGGAAUUUGCAGCUGCCUCAAGUUGAGGGUGAAAACUCCAACCUGUAACGUCCCAGCACUAUGACAUCAUCAUCCUCCGCCCCCCCAUGGCUCUGCCAUCACCACCAGCCAUACAGAGUAUCCUGGGGCAGAACCUGUCAAUCAACUCACUGGCCCCGCCUCCUUUGGCUGCUGUGGGUGUGGCUAGGUCUGGGGGUGUGGCCUGGCUCCUGCUCCCACCAGCACUUCCACCCCCACUCCAUCAAGAUCGCCGGUGACAUCACUCUGGGGGGGCUGUUCCCCGUGCACUCGCGCGGGCCUCACGGCCUUCCCUGCGGGGAGAUCAAGAAGGAGAAGGGCAUCCACCGCAUGGAGGCCAUGCUCUACGCCCUGGACCAGAUCAACUCCGACCCAGAGCUUCUGCCCAACAUCACCCUGGGGGCCCGCAUCCUGGACACCUGCUCCAGGGACACCUACGCCCUGGAGCAGUCACUCACCUUCGUCCAGGCGCUGAUCCAGAAGGACACGUCUGACAUCCGCUGCUCCAACGGUGAGCCGCCCAUCAUCAGGAAGCCGGAGAGGGUGGUGGGGGUGAUCGGGGCGUCGGCCAGCUCUGUGUCCAUCAUGGUGGCCAACGUGCUUCGGCUUUUUGAGAUCCCUCAGAUCAGCUACGCGUCUACAGCCCCAGAGCUGAGUGACAACAACCGCUAUGACUUCUUCUCCAGGGUGGUGCCUCCAGACUCCUACCAGGCCCAGGCCAUGGUGGACAUCGUCAAAGCCAUGGGCUGGAACUACGUCUCCACCCUGGCCUCUGAGGGGAACUAUGGAGAGAGCGGAGUGGAUGCCUUUAUGCAGAUCUCUCGUGAGGCAGGAGGCGUGUGUAUCGCCCAGUCCCUGAAGAUCCCACGGGAACCGAAGCCCGGAGAGUUUGAUAAGAUCAUCAAGAGGUUGAUGGAGACGUCUAAUGCUCGCGGGGUCAUCAUCUUUGCCAACGAGGAUGACAUCAAACGUGUCCUGGAGGCGGCAAAAAGGGCUAACCUUACAGGUCAUUUCCUGUUUGUGGGGUCGGACAGCUGGGGGGCGAAGAGCUCCCCCAUCGUGAAGCAGGAGGACGUGGCUGAGGGGGCCGUCACAAUCCUGCCCAAGAGAGCCUCCAUCGAGGGGUUUGACCAGUACUUCACCUCUCGUUCCCUGGAGAACAACCGCAGGAACAUCUGGUUCGCCGAGUUCUGGGAAGAUGACUUCCGCUGCAAACUCACCCGGCCCGGGAUCAAGAUCGACAGUGAGAAGAAGAAAUGCACAGGUGAGGAGCGCAUCGGUCGGGACACCCCCUACGAGCAGGAGGGGAAGGUGCAGUUUGUGAUAGACGCUGUGUACGCCAUGGCUCACGCCCUGCACAACAUGCACCAGGACCUGUGUCCCGGCUCCGUAGGGGUCUGCGACAAGAUGGACCCCGUGGAGGGACGCAUGCUGCUCAGCUACAUACGUGCCGUCAGCUUCAACGGUAGUGCAGGAACUGGGGUUCUGUUCAACGAGAACGGAGACGCCCCAGGGCGCUACGACAUAUUCCAGUUCCAGAUGUCCAACACCACCAACCCUGGCUACAGAGUCAUCGGACAGUGGACCAACAACCUCCGACUCAAUGUGGAGGACAUGCAGUGGUCAGGGGGCGACCGGCAGAUCCCAGACUCCGUCUGCAGCUUCCCCUGUGCCCCCGGAGAGAGGAAGAAGAUGGUGAAGGGCGUGCCCUGCUGCUGGCACUGCGAGCUCUGCGACGGCUACCAGUACCAGCUGGACGAGCUCACCUGCGAGACCUGCCCCUUCGACAUGAGGCCCACCCCCAACCGCACCUCCUGCCGCUCCACGCCCAUCAUCAAGCUGGAGUGGCACUCGCCCUGGGCCAUCAUCCCCGUCUUCCUCGCCAUCCUGGGGAUCCUCGCCACGUCCUCCGUGGUCAUCACCUUCAUCCGCUUCAACGACACGCCCAUCGUGCGCGCCUCGGGCCGCGAGCUGAGCUACGUGCUGCUGACGGGCAUCUUCCUCAUCUAUCUGAUCACCUUCCUGAUGAUCGCCGAGCCCGGUGCCGUGGUGUGUGCCUUCCGGAGACUGCUGCUGGGCCUGGGCAUGUCCAUCACCUACUCGGCCAUGCUGACCAAGACCAACCGGAUCUACCGCAUCUUCGAGCAGGGCAAGAAGUCCGUGUCUCCGCCCAGGUUCAUCAGCCCCACCUCUCAGCUCGUCAUCACCUUCGUCCUUAUAUCUGUACAGGUCCUAGGGGUGUUUGUUUGGUUCGCGGUGGUGCCCCCCCACACCACCAUCGACUACGAGGAACAGCGCCCCCCCAACCCUGAGCUAGCCCGCGGGGUCCUGAAGUGUGACAUGUCGGACCUCUCGCUCAUCUGCUGUCUGAGCUACAGCAUUGUUCUCAUGGUUACCUGCACCGUCUACGCUGUGAAGAGCCGGGGCGUGCCUGAGACCUUCAACGAGGCCAAGCCAAUAGGAUUCACCAUGUACACCACCUGCAUCAUCUGGCUGGCCUUCGUGCCCAUCUUCUUUGGCACAGCCCAGUCCACAGAGAAGAUGUUCAUCCAGACCACCACACUGACCGUCUCCAUGAGUCUGAGUGCCUCUGUGUCUCUGGGGAUGCUCUACAUGCCCAAGGCCUACGUCAUCCUCUUCCACCCCGAACAGAACGUCCAGAAGAGGAAGAGGAGCUUCAAGGCCGUGGUCCAGGCAGCCACCAUGUCUACCCACCUCUCCACCAAGUCCAACGACAAGCACAACGGAGAGACCAAGAUAGAGCCAGACAGAACCCAGUAGACCAG